CUCUCUCUCUCUCUCUUUAAAAGCAUAAUACACUUUAUUGUGAGUGUAUUUUAAUCUUCUUUGUCAUUCUUUGUGUUCAUUCAUUGAUUCUUCAUAAUCAUUCCUCUCCCUAAAAGAAGUCAUGAAGAAGCUCAAUCUAUUACUCAACAAGUGCAAGAGCUUGUCAAAGCAACUAGGAAGAUCUUCAUCACAUAGUAGCCUAAGGUCCAAAUUUGCUAAGGAAGACUUAUCAUGGGAAGGACAUGGCAUGCAAGAAGAUGAACAGUGUGAAACUAUAUUUGUUGGCAGCACAAGGAAACGGUAUAUGAUAAGCUCCAAGUAUCUGAAACAUCCUCUUCUGGAAGCUCUGAUCAACAAGUCAAAGCAAAAGGGAAGUGAUGAAAGUGUUUUGGUGGUCAACUGUGAAGUGGUUCUGUUUGAUCAUCUAUUGUGGAUGCUAGAAAAUGCAGAUCCUAAGUUUGGUUCUGACUCUUUGGAGGAAUUGGCUGAACUCUAUGUGUUUUAAGAGUUUUCAAAGUGCUAAUUGCAUGCAGAAGCCUGAUGUAUGUAAAUAUAUAUAUAUAUAUGUUGGGUUGUGCUUGCAUUUUGCAGAUGUUAUUGUUGAGAGUCAUUUUUGUGUCCUUUUUAUACCUUCAUCUAUGUGGUGCAUUAAAUGGUUCUGCAGUCAUAGCAUUUUUUGCUCCAAAUAAUUGGGUUUUCAAGAGCCAUAUGCUUGAUUAAUGCCAUAAAUUGUUGGUUUGGCCAAUUGUCAUGGGUGCAUGGCUUUUACG
This is a messenger RNA of Cajanus cajan (pigeon pea), 770 nucleotides long. RefSeq names its product auxin-responsive protein SAUR78. Gene Ontology annotation, biological process: response to auxin. The record is from RefSeq and is a predicted model, not a curated record. NCBI's taxonomy places the organism in Eukaryota, Viridiplantae, Streptophyta, Magnoliopsida, Fabales, Fabaceae.